This is a messenger RNA of Penaeus indicus, 1614 nucleotides long. RefSeq names its product proteoglycan 4-like. Bases 1 to 1614 code for a protein of 537 amino acids. The record is from RefSeq and is a predicted model, not a curated record. The transcript is spliced from 2 exons. Lineage: Eukaryota; Metazoa; Arthropoda; Malacostraca; Decapoda; Penaeidae.
AUGCGGGAGGGCCAGCGCCGCAAGCCUCCCCCCCUGUACAUUCGCUUGUCAAAUGCUUUCGGAAACGCCCAGCAGAACACCGAACUCCAAGUCGGUUCUCACGAUUACUACGGUGGCCACGGCGGGAGUCAGGUGCAUCAAGGCCCGCCUGUGAAGACUGGAUCCUCCUUCGAUAGGGCGCCUCUUUCCGGCGGUUCCGUGCCGACGCCCGUUCGGAUUUCUCCUGGAAGGCCUAAGGCUCCUGCCCCCUUUUCUUUCGUUAAGGCUGUUUCUAGCCCUGUAUCUCUCCCUGGCCCGGCCCCCCCUGCUUCUUUCCACAAACCAGCCCCUAUUCCCGUCCAACAAACAGUGCCUGUCGCGGUGCAGCAGACAGCCCCUGCCACUUUAAAACAGGCUGCCCCUGUCUCCAUCCAACAAAGCGCCCCUACCACAUUUCAGCAAAGUGCCCCCGCCACCUUCCAACAAAGCCAGCAGAGUGCCCCUGUCACAUUCCAAAAUCCCCCUGUCCUCGUCCACCAAAGCUCACCUACUACAUUCCAGCAAACUGCUCCUGCCACGCUCGAGCAGCCCGCCCCUUUGACCGUUCAAAAAGCUGCCCCUGCCACUUUUCAACAAACGGCUCCUGCCACUUUUCAUCAGGUUGCCCCUGCCACUUUUCAUCAGGUUGCCCCUGCCACUUUCCAGCAGGCUUCCCCUGACACUUUUAAACAGGCUGCCCCUACCACCUUUCAACAAACUCCACCUGCUACUUUUCAGCAGACUCCAACUGCCACCUUUCAACAAGCUCCAACUGCCACUUUUCAACAAACUCCACCUGCCACUUUUCAAAAAACUCCACCUGCCACUUUUCAACAGGCUGGCCCAGCCACUUUUCAACAAACUCCAACUGCCACUUUUCAACAAACUCCAACUGCCACUUUUCAAAAAACUCCACCUGCCACUUUUCAAAAAACUCCAACUGCCACUUUUCAACAAACUCCACCUGUCACUUUUCAACAAACUCCACCUGCCACUUUUCAACAAACUCCAACUGCCACUUUUCAACAAACUCCACCUGCCACUUUUCAACAAACUCCAACUGCCACUUUUCAACAAACUCCACCUGCCACUUUUCAAAAAACUCCACCUGCCACCUUUCAACAGGCUGCCCCAGCCACUUUUCAACAAACCCCAACUGCCACUUUUCAACAACCUCCACCUGCCACUUUUCAAAAAACUCCACCUGCCACCUUUCAACAGGCUGCCCCAGCCACUUUUCAACAAACCCCAACUGCCACUUUUCAACAAACUCCACCUGCCACCUUUCAACAAGCUGUCCCUUCCAACAUAGAACAAACAGCGCCAGCCACUUUGAAGCAAACUCCCCCAAUCCAACAGAACUCCAUGCUAAUCCUCAACCUCGCAGACGCCAUGGCCAGCUCGUUAGGUCCAUCUGCCGAGGGGCUUCCGUACCUCCUCAUCGUCCCCGACGGCGCGAGCAACACACCGAAGGGCGUCGCGAAGACCGGAGGGCAAGGGCCGGCAAGUAAGAGAGGAUUCACAAUUUUCAUCGUGGGAGGAACAAACAUCAAGACGCACCAUGUCAGUCACAAGCCCGCUGCCAAAGCCGGCUAG